This is a messenger RNA of Drosophila grimshawi, 2331 nucleotides long. Its product is annotated as vitamin K-dependent gamma-carboxylase. NCBI's taxonomy places the organism in Eukaryota, Metazoa, Arthropoda, Insecta, Diptera, Drosophilidae. The transcript is spliced from 4 exons. The coding region runs from base 182 to 2224 and encodes 680 amino acids. Gene Ontology annotation, biological process: peptidyl-glutamic acid carboxylation. Gene Ontology annotation, molecular function: gamma-glutamyl carboxylase activity; vitamin binding. The record is from RefSeq and is a predicted model, not a curated record.
AACUGUUGCGAAAAUCCAGCAGCAGCAGCACCAGCAGCAGCAGCACAGAAAAGCCUCCAAUUACCAGCCAGGAAGUUGAUAUUGUUUGCACGUGUUUACAAAUUGCCGGUGUGUAAUUUGAGAACGGUUUUGGAGUAUAAUUAAACCUAAGCCAGUUCUUAAGCAGUUCUUUGCCAGAAUUAUGACCAACUCGAAACGUAAGCAGCCCACAAAGCCCACAUCACCAAACGCGACCACAGAAAACAAAUCGACAACCGCCGAUGAUGUUUCGGACAUGCCCAAAGGGCAGGCAGCUGUGCCAGAGCAGGCAACCCAAGCUGCUCAGUUGUUUAGAGUGUGUUCUGGCCAUGAGCUGGACAACUUUGACAGCUUGAAGAGUUUUACACGCUGGCUAAACCGGCCUGUGGAUGGUGCCGCUUUGGGUGUCUUUCGGAUGCUCUUCGGCGCCGCAAUGCUGAUCGAUAUAGCCGAGGAGCGGGGCGGUGGACAGCUGGACGUGCGCUUUGGUGAGCCGCAACACUGCCACUUUCCGCUGUUCAAUCAGAUUGAGGCCAUGGAAUAUCCAAUGAUGGGCUGCUUGUAUCUGGGAGUGUGGCUGGGCGCAUUGGGCAUUAUGGUUGGGUAUCGUUUUCGCAGCAGCUGCCUCAUGUUUGUGGCUGGUUACUGGUACAUCUUUCUGUUGGACAAGCCGGCAUGGAAUAAUCACAGCUAUCUAUUUGGACUCGUUGGCACAUUGCUACUCUUCACCCAGGCACACAACUACUGCUCCGUGGACAGUUGGUUGAAUCCGCAGCUGAGACAGCCGGUGGCAUAUUGGAAUUACUUUCUCAUCAAGUUUCAGUUCUUUGUGCUCUACAUGUACGCCGGUCUGAAGAAGUUCUCGCUGGAGUGGCUCUCCGGCUAUGCCAUGUCCACUUUGAGUCAACAUUGGGUUUUUGCGCCAUUCCGACAGCUGCUGGACGAGAACCUUAUCGAUUUGCUGAUUAUCCAUUGGUUCACGGCCAUUUUCGAUCUAUCCAUUGCAUUCUUCAUGACGUGCGAGAAGACUCGCCUGUUGGUGACACCAUUCAUGAUAAGCUUCCAUUUGAUGAACUCGCGACUAUUUACUAUUGGAAUGUUCCCCUGGGUCUGCCUGGCAGAGGUGCCACUCUUCUUCAGCUUUGACUGGCCACGACGCUUAUGUCAGCUGCUCAAAAGAUCGCCAGAUGUGAAAGAAAAUAAAGCAACAAUCAGUGAACAAGGUGGACUUAAGGCUCAGCUGCGCAGCUGCAUCAUAAUCAUCUAUUGCAUCCUGCAGCUUUUCCUGCCCUACUCGCACUUCAUCACCAAGGGAUACAAUAACUGGACGAAUGGGCUGUAUGGCUACUCGUGGGACAUGAUGGUGCACUCCUACGACACGGUGCUGAUCUCCAUCAAAGUGAUAGACAAUGACAACCAGCAGGUACAUCAUCUGAAUCCCUAUGCCUUCACCGAAUACGAUCGAUGGACAAAAUAUGCCGACAUGGCUGUCCAAUAUGCCAAUUGCAUUGAGAGGAACAUACGCGACGAGCUGACCAAAAAUCCGGACAGCAGUCCGGUAAAGAGCAGCAACAUUUCCAUUUACUUUGACAUUUGGUGUGCCAUGAACGGUAGGUUCCAGCAGCGCACCUUUGAUCCACGCGUGGAUCUGUUGAAGGCGCCCUGGUCGCCGUUUAAGCAGACACCCUGGUCGCUUCCAUUGCUCACCGAACUAAAUCAUAUGCGUCCAAAGCUCAAAACGAUUGCAGAUGAGGUGCUCGCAUGGAACAACUACUCGGAUGUCGUUUUUGUGGCUGAUUUCCCCGGACUGACGCUGAGCAACUUCAUCGCUCCGGCGCUGUUUAACUGCUCGCUGACGAUACUCGAGGGUAAUGUGCGCUACAAGAGUGACAGUGAGGAGGAGUCAUAUUUCCUAACAGCCGGCAAAAGCAUCAGAUUGGAGAGCAAUGUGACGCACUAUGUGACCACCAUUGGUCAGAAGCCUGCCUCCUAUUUGUACACGUACGUGAACAGGACUAUGUUGGAGCAGGAUAUUGUGAUCGAUGAUGCGGCUCAGCCAAAGGAUCAGCGGCCUCUGUUGCCGUUGUGGAAGGAGUUCAAUCAACGCAUCACAAACUACCAGCAGUUCCUUAAGCAUCUAGCUAAUUGUCUACUAUAUUUGUUAUACGAUGUACCCAUACCAAUUUCCAUACGAGAGAGAGACUAAGAAUGAAGCAGUUGAGAUCAAUUUCUGCCUGCUAACCAACGUAUUUUCUUUGCCAAAGUGUCACAUAUUGUGUGGGUGAUAAAACUGAUAAUAAAUGUUUAAUGUUA